AUGAGCCCCUCCAACAUGAGCGCCGGCACCCCCGCCAGUCCCUCGAGUACCGGCGAGAAGCUCCUUACCUCGUCCCCCGACACGUCCGGAGUCUCGAGCUCGGGUGCCGAGAACGUCUCGCAGCGUCUGAACGAGAAGGCGCAGUACGUCGCCGAGAUCUCUGCUGCCGAGCAGGGAGGUCAGCCCCCCGACAACAACGGGUUCAAGGACGAGAAGAGGGGUUAG
Trichosporon asahii var. asahii CBS 2479 is the source of this 225-nucleotide messenger RNA. RefSeq lists its product as uncharacterized. The record is from RefSeq and is a predicted model, not a curated record. Lineage: Eukaryota; Fungi; Basidiomycota; Tremellomycetes; Trichosporonales; Trichosporonaceae. The coding region runs from base 1 to 225 and encodes 74 amino acids. The transcript has a single exon.